Molecule: messenger RNA, 2224 nt
Organism: Sycon ciliatum
Lineage: Eukaryota; Metazoa; Porifera; Calcarea; Leucosolenida; Sycettidae
Product: 2-dehydro-3-deoxygluconokinase-like
Exons: 11
Coding region: 276-1376 (366 amino acids)
Source: RefSeq, a predicted model, not a curated record
AGCAGUGGGGAGCUGCCAGCUAGCUGGCAAUCUUGUCAAUAAUUAUUGCCUGUGUCAUUUGGGGCGUUUGGCUAAAUAGCUGCUGUUCCUACUGUUUGCGAUAAAAUUAUUGUUCCGACUCAUUCCCACGUGACUAAUUGCUUGUGAAUAGCACCGCUUUGAUUUGUCCAGUUGCCAAUUCAGUAGCGGUCUUGCGAAAUCUUCAUUAGCUCCAGGUGUACAAAACAAUUCGGCCAACCAUCGACUCCAGCACCGUCCUCUUGCCCACGAGCACAAUGACGGAAAGGCAGCGGCGUGUAAACAGCUGUUCGGAGACAUUCGAUGUAACCACUUUUGGUGAAGCCAUGCUCCGGUAUCUACCGAUAGAGAGACCGUCUAGCGCGAGUAGCAAAGGUUAUCCCAGCGAGGUAGGCGAGUACUUUCUACGGACGGUCGGCGGUGCUGAGGUCAACGUCUCUGUUGCAUUAGCACAGCUUGGUAAACCAACAAGCUGGGCAUCCAUCCUUCCUGAAGGUGCUCUAGGGGAUAAAGCUGUCCAUGAAAUAAAGAAGGCUGGUGUGAACAUGCGCUGGUGCCAACGAACUGCAAACAUGGAGAUGGGAACAUACUACCUCCUAAAGGACCAACCAACACCUCACUAUCAACGGAGCAAUUCGGCGUUCAGCAGAAUGCGCACGGGUACAUUUGACCUAUUCUCUAUUGUAAGCAGUACGCGCUGGCUUCACCUGACUGGUAUUACACCCAUGCUGGGAGAAACACCGAAAGCUACAUGGCUGUCUUUCUUGGAGCAGGCGAAGGCUUUGGAAGUGCCCGUGUCCAUUGAUCUCAAUCAUCGACCAGCAUUGUCAAGCCUGGGUGAGCUACUGUACAUUGUCGCUCCAUACCUAUCGUCCGUUGAGCUGCUCAUUCUUAGCAGCAGUACAGCUGUUACAAUCGCCAAGUCCAAGCUAAGUGGCUGGAAGGAGUUAUCGGAUGAAGAAGUUCUUGGGGAUGAGCGACUCGCAAGUCGACUACGAGAGGAGCUAAAGUGCAAAUCACUAGCAAUUUCAUGCUCCAAUCACUUGGAUGGUAAUGAGCAAGCAAGAUGGUCAACUGUAGCUAGUUGUAAAGGAUCAGUGUCUACAUACUCCACGAGAACCCCCAGCAAACUGGUUGAGCAUCUAGGUGGUGGUGAUGCGUGGGUUGCUGGCUUCCUACACGUAAUUCUGAACACAGAAAGCUCUCCAUCCGUAUCUGGAAUUGAAGAUAUGGGUGUACUGAAGAAGGCAGCACAUCGCGGAGACACCCUUGCAUCACUUGCUCAAACAAAGCUGGGUGACUUCAGCAGUGUGCGUCUAGAUGAGCUGGAGGCUGAAGAGGCAAGAAGAUGCCAGUAAGCAAUGCCAUGCGGCAACGCUGCUGUUUUCUGCGUUCACACAUUGCUGGGUGGAUUCCGAGACUUUCGAGCACUCAUGCUAUUAUCCUCAGUCAGAGCGUCACAUCUGUAUGAACGGUACUGUGACAAAACUAUGCAACCUGUUAUGGUUCCUCGGGCUAGUCCACCAACUAAGAAAAAAUGAAUAUUAAUCCCAUCACAAUUUCAUGAAAAAUUCACACCCACAACCACUUUUUGAGAACAUUAAGUUCAACAUGACACUAUGCAAUGUGUUUUUUGUUGUUGUUGACUAUGUGAUUUCCCUGGCUGCGGACCUCUUCUGGCGCUGUCCUUCAAAGUAUAUUGUGAAUAUGACCAAUGUUUUUUUCAACACUCGUUAUGACCAGUAGUUCUUUCCUCUUCUCUUGGAGUGGUCUUAUUUUAAUGACAAAAUGAAGUUGUUCUUGUUGUCACCUUAUGCUGUUCCAUGGUCCAAGAACUCUAUAGGCAACAAUUUACAUAUCUAUCAAAAAUUCUUCUACUUCUAGCACCAUGGCAUGUCCUACAUUGCUGCUGAUCUGUAUUGACGAUUCAUAUGAUAUCUAGGUAGACUGCCACAGAUACUGAUACGCUGUGAAUGUAAUAGUCCUGCUUCUCCUGUGUUUAGUUGUUUAGUUGUUCAUGGGCCUACUAGAACAUGCUACAGUGAACACUGUAGUGCUUUGUGUCACUGUGUACCAGUUCUAGUCCUUUCUGUUGUCUAAUGUAUGGGACAAAGAUUAUCCGGUGCUCACACGCUUGCGAUCUUCUCAUGCUAUUUAUUUGUGUGCGAUGGUGUGUUAUGGUCGUGUGGAAAUUUUUUGAAAUGAG